CAAAUAUGUCGGGAAUUUUGGCUGCUGCUAAAGCAGGAAAUUUUCAGGAAAUAAAACGGUUGGUUGAAUCUGGUGUUGAGGUUAAGGAUUGUGAAAGCAGUGACAAUGUUUGCGAUAGUCCUCUUCACUAUGCUGCUAAAAUGGGUUCACUAAGCAUCGUCACAUAUUUAGUUGAACAUCGUGCAAAUGUGAAUUUUAAAAAUGAGUGGGAUAAUACUGCUCUUCACCAUGCUGUUGAGUCGGAUUCAUUGGUAAUUGUCAAAUAUUUAGUUGAAAAUGGUGCUGAUGUAAAUUGUAAAAGCAAGAGUAAGGCCACUGCUCUGCAUUUUGCUGUUAGAAAUGGUAAACUAGCAACAGUCGAAUAUUUAGUCGAGAAUGGUGCUAAGGUUACAACCAAAGGACGUCGUGGAGAAAAAACAGUUCUAUAUUGGGCGUGUAGAAAGGGGAAUGAAUUAAUAGUUGACUACCUUCUGCACCAUGGGGCGAGCAAAGACAUUCAUAAGACAGAUCGUUCGGGGCGUUGUUGUUUGGUUAAAGCAUGCUAUGAAGGCUAUACUGGUGUAGUUCAAACGUUUCUGAAGUUUAAAGUUGAUAUACGUAAGGAGGUGGAACUUCUAUGUGGCAAUAAAGAGAUCGUCAAUAUUCUCAAUCUGGAACUAAACAAGUCCAGUAAACAUCGCGAGAAAAUUGAGAAAUUAAAAGCAUUGAGUGAUGAAAAGUUGACAAAGGUAAUACAUUUUCAACUAAAUUUUCCCCGAGCCAACCUUGUGGGCGUAAGCCCAGGCCACAGAGUAGAGACAUACCGAGACGUAACUAGAUACUAGGCAAGUUACUAGAUGCAUGCUCACUUUAAACUUGCUGAGCACGCGCAGUUAAUCAUUUUUCGCCGCCCAGUCGCCUGAAAAAAAGUAGGUACAUGAUAACGUAAUCUUUCGCUGUGUUUACGACGGUCAGUUACGUCUCUGUAUGUCUCUACUUUGUGCCCAGGCCGAGGGUACCACUUCUUUCAAGACCAAUCCCACAUUAACUAAAAUUUUGAACUCAACAAGUCUGGACAAAAUUUUCAUCCAAAGUUUCGUUGCGAAAUGUUGUAAUAUGCGGAUAAUAUAGCCUUGCGAAAUUUGCAAUUUUCAGUCAUUUUGUUUUACAAACGGGAAAUGUUUACCACUUCCGUGCGUUAUACAAAAUGACUGAAAAUUACAAACUUUGCAGGGCUAAAUUAUCGCAAUGAAACUUUGGAAUAUUACUAAUUUUGUGAUGCUCUUUCAAGCUGUGAUGAAAUUUCUGUUUAGGCUAAUUGAAAUCAAAAUUUUGGAAAAGUGGUAAUCGUUUCCCGCUCGUAAUACAAAAUGACUGAAAAUUGCAAAUUUCGCAAGGCUAUAUUAUCCGCAUUUUACAACAUUUCGCAACGAAACUUUGGAAUAGUACUAAUUUUGCGAUGCUCUUUCAUGCUGUGAUGGAAUUUUGUCUAGACUUGUUGAGAUCAAAAUUUUGAUUAAUAUGGGAUUGAUCCAAAAAAUCAAUCGGAAACCCGAAAAAUCGAUUGAUGAGACGAGCAGCCAAACAGUUUAUUUGUCUCCGCUUUAUAACAAAAUAAUCAGGGAUAAUACAUUGCAGAAAAUCAUAAACCCUAAGCGUAUAAAAUGAACAAGACAGCGUGUUAAGUACUAUUUAAAACACGAGUAGGAGUGUUUUAUCAGAUAUAAAACGCGAAGCGCAGCCGACCGUUUUAUAUAUGAUAAAACACGACAACGAGUGUUUUGAGUAGCUUAAAAUACGAGUACAAAAGAAUGCCAAUUAAGGAUGAACAAUUAUAUAAUCAUACUAAUUAGGAUGAACAAUUAUAUAAAGAUUACUAAUGAAGAUGAGUUUUAUCAGACAUAAAGUCACUCCACUUGACAUAUUAUGGCUGACAUGAUUUGCCACAAGCUAAGGUUUAUGAAUUAUUAAUGAUAUUUUAAGUGUAUUUUAUUAAUUACCAUAUUUACGCGUUUAAGCGCCCACCUAUAUUACUACUUAAGCUAACAAUAAUCGACUUUUGCUUGAAAAGAAGGAUCUCAGCUAUGGCUCUGUCAAAAUUGCGAAUAUUUUGCACAGAAGUUCGCAGUUUCCUGCCAAAAACUUAGUACCGCUGCAUAUUAACUCAGCAACUGUUUAUAUUUGGUGAAACUUCCGAAGGAGAGAGGGAACAUCCGGAACUCCCAUCCUUUUUGCAGUAUAAAUAGUAGCUAGCUGCUGACAGACUAGCGACAAAAACUGAGCACGGAGCGGACGACAUUUGCAGUGGCGCCGCUAGCUCGAUAAUUGGGGGGGGGGCACAUAGUCAUUUAUUCGUGUUCUGCAUUGUUAAUUUUCUUUGAAAUCGAUUGUUUUUAAUGUCUGUGAACACGAAUAUAUGAAUGUUGCCCCCCCCCCCCCAAUUAUUGCGCUGGUGACGCCACUGGACGUUUGCGAAACAUGAAUCAUAUGAAGUACCUUAAUUUGGUAUUUCAGAGUUUUACUUUUGAUUAUUAGGCAGUCUAUUAUAUAAGCUAAACUAACAUAUUAUUUUUUUGACAUUCUUAAAGAAACUAUGGCAUACGAGUUUUACAACAUUUGUAAAUAAUGUUUAUUUAAUCUACCGCAGGUUGGAUCAACAUUAAAGUGUUUUUCCGCAAAGAAAGAUUUUCUGCUCGGAAGAGGUUGUAUGGGCACAUUUGUUUAUGUUGGUAUCAUGGAAGAUGGCAGUGAAGUAGCUGUAAAAAGGAUUUUGGUACCAGCAUCUGAAGAUUUAGCUGAAAAUGAGAAAAAUAUCCUGAGUCGAGUCGUGUCACCAUUUAUAGUGAGCUAUCGAACUUUUCUCGAAGACGCAACCUUCGUUUAUUUAAUUGUUGAUCUGUGUGAAGAAACAUUGAAGGAACAUGUUGAAUCCAAAACUAUUGAAUUCUUGAGAGAGUAUGGUCCAAGAAUGAUCAAACAAAUCCUAAGUGGGCUUAAAUCUCUCCAUGAUCUUGGAAUUUUGCACCGAGAUCUCAAACCAUUGAACGUGUUGGUUGAUAUUGAGGGUCGCAUGAGAUUGACAGACUUUGGACUAAGUCGCGUUCUAAAUGAAGACUCAACCACAGUUGAUACAUUAGGGAAAGGAACCCUAGAAUGGAUGCCCGCUGAAGUAAUUAAAGCAAGGAAUGCGAAAGAGAUAGGACGUUUUAAAAAGAAAUCUGAUAUUCAUGCUGCAGGAAUGAUCGCUUUCUUUAUUUUAACCGAAGGUGAACAUCCCUUUGGUCUUUGGCCUGAUCGUAUGAGAAAUAUUUUGGCUGGAAAUCCAAUUUACUUGGUCAAUCUUGAAGAUCCUAAGGCUAAAAAGUUUGUAUCAUGGUUGAUCUCUCAUAAGAUUGAUGAUAGACCUUAUGCCGAAGAAGCAUUGAGUCAUCCCUUUUUGGAUCAAGUAGAAAUUUAUGAAGAGCUUCAUAAGCCGAUAAUCUCAUUGACUGGUCGAUGAAGUUCCGAUGUAAAAACGUUCAACGUUUUGCAAUUUCCAUAUUAAAGACACAACUUAUUAUCCUUUUACAGUGCGUCUACUGUAAGUGGGGCCACUUAGAGAACACUAACCAAUCACAUUGCAGAACAGAAAGUGAAAAAAUCAACAAACGGCGCAUUAGCCAAUCAGCAUUAGGGCAAAAACAAUUCGAACAAAUAAACGAA
Molecule: messenger RNA, 3681 nt
Organism: Paramuricea clavata
Lineage: Eukaryota; Metazoa; Cnidaria; Anthozoa; Malacalcyonacea; Plexauridae
Source: the annotation of a GenBank genome assembly